CUCUGAUUGUCUCUUCGGAUGCCAAACAGUGUGUUGCCGUACUUCGACUGAGUGAGCGUGCAGUUUGUGUGUGACCGUGACCGUAACGCAAUGGAGCAAGACAAAAAGGAAAGGUUUCUCACAUCGCAGCUGGUUGACAAAAUCAUUCAAUCGAAUGCAGAUCUGCAAGACUAUCGCACCGUGUCAGCGGGAGACCGUACACUUACCACACCCCAAGGUUUGGAUGGGUUUAUGUCGGUCAUACACCGGUUGACGUUAAAACUCACCCACCAACGCAGCGGUGCUACGAAAUAUCUGACCGUGAUGGUGAAGGUAAUGAAAGGUGAUGAUAACUUUCGCCAGAAAUCGCUCGGACUCGUACUCUUCCCGAACGAGAUCAACGUUUACUCGGCUGUAAUUCCGGCGUUCGAGCAGCUGGUGCGUGAAGCUGGCGCUACGCUCGAUCUUCGCACGCUCGCACCCCGGAUCUAUCUGGCCGAGGCGGGCGUUCGCUAUCCCGCCUACAGCGACCAGGAGGAAACGUUUCUCGUAAUGGAAGAUGUGUCAGUGGCGGGCUUUGUCCCAGGGCCCCGGUUGAACCUUGAUCAAACCCAUCUAGAGCUUAUGGCACGCAAGAUAGCCCAGUUCCACGCCUGCUCCUACGCUCUGCGUGUUGGUGGACAGUCGGAAACACUGCGCCGGCUGGUCAAACAGAUCAUUCCCCUUAACUUCCUGCAGGAUGGUAAAAUCUUCUUCGAAAGCUACGAUAUCGUGUUCAAGGUCGUUUUUGAGCGACUCUUCCGUUACUUCGACGAGAAGCCGGCACUGCUUGAGCAGGCCAAUAUAGGGGACCGUGUCAAGGCGUUGCGGAGCAAGUAUGAUACAACUCCCUCCGAACUGAUGCAACGUUGUCUCGAGCGGGACGAGCAGUACUCGGUGAUUCUCCACGGAGACUACAACCGGAACAAUGUGCUGUUUCGCUACGAGGGGAAAGUGCCUCAGGAUGUAAUGCUGAUCGAUUUCCAGGAGAAUCGGUGCGGCUCCCCGGCCCUUGAUCUGUCGUUCUUCAUGUACAUGAACAUGCCACCGGAAGCGUGGGCAAACGGGGGCUGGGAUCAGCUGCUCGCCGUGUACCAUCGGGAGUUGAUGCGAUGUCUUUGUGACAUCGUCAAACUGCAGCCAGACGAUGAGGCACUACAACCGUACAGGUUCGACGCAAUGAAGGAGCAUUUGCAGAAGCACUUUAUUUACGGUGCGAUCAUAGCGAUCAAGUUUCUACCCUGCAUGUUGGCCAACGAGCAGGAGGUACAGGAGAUUGUGCAUCACUUCCACACGGACGUUACGGCGGAUGCUUUCCGUCAGAUCUAUCUCAUUGCGGGAGGAGAAAUCGUGAACGAACGAAUCUCCAAAGUGAUGGUACAUGCCGCUCAGCAAGGUUAUCUGGAUAUGGUGGAGAAGGAAUAACGAAUCUCUUACUACUAUUCAGAGGAUGAGAUGGAUUUGAGCAACCUAUUAUCUAGAGGUCUAGCAUUAUUCUUUUAAACCAAAACAAUCAUAAACUACCUAAAACAUAGAAAAACAUACUUUUAGCCGAAGACAUCAAGGGUAUGAAAACAGAUACACGAUAGAAAGCACCAUGCAAUCUCACCAUGAUAAAUACGCUUCCGUGUCGCAUCGGAUUUAGUGUAACAAAUUUUGUCCGAAUUGCAAGCAUCCCGGAACAUCCAGCGGCAGUUCUGCUAGGCGACUCGAAAGAAUAGUUUUAUCACACAUUUGCUGCUCCCAAAAAUACGUGCUCCCUUGCUAACGCUUCUGGUUGUGUAUUGGAUACCUAUUGGGCACGGCAUCGGUAACCGAGGCAAUGCCCGCAAUGCUAUGACCAUAAGCAAUGGCCACCCAUAAUCAUGUUUAUCUCCCUGACCAAACCGUGCGAAGGGACCAUUUGUCUGGAUGGAAAAUCUGCGCUCAGCAGCAUCGAAUCUUUCACGGUACUACGGAAGCAACCAAUGAAAUCCAACGCCGGUGCUGACGCCGUUCUGCGUGACUGUCUUGCGUGUUUGGAGAUAUGGUGCAACAGUGAUAAACCUGCACUGUACAUUCGAUUAGCGGUAAGACAAACAGUGGAAGCAAACUAUUUUAUAAAACCCGCUUAAAGCUAUUUCUUAACCAUAAACUUUAGCAUGUUUUAUCAUUUCCUGGGGAAUUCUAUGGCUGUCUUUCUACGCCUUGACUUGCACUGCGCCAGCGCAACCAUCCUAUCAAUGCAACCGAGAGCUAAGUCUAAAAGUUUGGCCCGUGCUCUAUAUUUCACGCCACAUUCUUCGUCACAUUCUUUGUGCCGUUUUGUGCGGCACUUAAACAAAUGUGCGCUAUAAAACGAUUAUAAAGUCAGACACAGGACCGCAACCAGUACACAGCUGCACCAUUCAAAGGCCGGCGUGGAAGUUUUGCCCACCCCACCGUGGAGGGGAUCGGGAAAUGGAAAAUAGCUGCACAGUUGUUGGACAUUUAUGUUUCCCAUCGUGAGUCGGACCACGGCCCCCGAGCCGUCUCUCCGGGAUCGAUGCCGGACUCCAGUGAACGGUCCCACAAAGGAAGAGUGAUAAUUUGUCACAAUCAAACCCACCAUCACCAACCCGAUCUGUUUGAAGGCAAAAAACAACAACGCGCACCAACCGACAUAAUGUAUAAUGUUCACAGCAGCGGCAGCGAACGAAAGAGACAGAUUAUUUAUGCACAUUGAAAGGUCCUUUCCGUUUCGGUGUGUUUGAUUUUCUUGCUCAUGGCACACACAAUAAAAACGCUCCUACCCCUGACGACGCUUCUUGAACGGGGGAAUUUCCAA
This is a messenger RNA of Anopheles arabiensis, 2824 nucleotides long. RefSeq lists its product as uncharacterized. NCBI's taxonomy places the organism in Eukaryota, Metazoa, Arthropoda, Insecta, Diptera, Culicidae. The coding region runs from base 91 to 1443 and encodes 450 amino acids. The transcript is spliced from 3 exons. The record is from RefSeq and is a predicted model, not a curated record.